AGAGUGUAUUGUUGUGAGCGGGGCCGAGCGGAGCAUCCCCGGAGCUGUCACCGCGGCGGCCGCGGCGGUGGCGCAGCGCAAGCCCCGCACGAGCGAGCCCGGCCGGCGCCGCCCCCGCCCCUGCCCCGGGCCCCCCCGCCGCCGCCGCCGCCGCCGCCGCCCCCGCCCCCGGCCCGCCCGCCGCGCGCCGCCGCCGCCGCCGCCGCCGCCGCCGCCGCGCGCCCCAACCCACUCCACCCCACCCCCUCGCUCCAACCCUCCCACCCGCCGCCGCCGCCGCCGCCGCCGCCGCCGCCGCCGCCGCCCGCGCGCCUCCCCCCGCGGAGCGAGUGCGGGUCACCGGGUCACUGGGUCAUUGUCUCUGCGCCCGAACCCCGAGCACCCCGUGGAAUCCCCCACGUCAUCAUCAGAACCAUCAAUGAGAUGCAAACAUGAAAGACAAGAGGAAGAAGAAGGACCGCACCUGGGCCGAGGCUGCCCGCCUGGCACUAGAAAAACACCCCAACUCACCAAUGACAGCAAAGCAGAUAUUGGAAGUCAUUCAGAAAGAAGGGUUAAAAGAAACAAGUGGAACCUCUCCAUUAGCCUGUCUGAAUGCAAUGCUUCACACUAACACUCGAAUAGGGGAUGGAACAUUCUUCAAAAUCCCUGGAAAGUCAGGCCUCUAUGCUCUCAAAAAAGAGGAGUCGUCAUGCCCAGCAGAUGGCACGUUGGAUUUAGUCUGUGAAUCUGAAUUGGAUGGUACAGAUAUGGCCGAGGCAAAUGCCCAUGGAGAAGAAAAUGGAGUUUGUUCGAAGCAGGUAACUGAUGAAGCAUCUUCUACUCGAGAUUCAAGCCUUACUAACACAGCAGUGCAAAGCAAGUUAGUGUCUUCCUUCCAGCAACACACCAAAAAGGCUCUUAAACAGGCUUUGAGGCAGCAGCAGAAAAGAAGAAAUGGAGUCUCAAUGAUGGUAAACAAGACAGUUCCUCGUGUUGUUCUGACACCAUUAAAGGUGUCUGAUGAGCAGUCGGAUUCACCUUCAGGAUCCGAAUCUAAAAAUGGUGAAGCAGACAGUUCAGAUAAAGAAAUGAAACAUGGGCAAAAAUCUCCCACUGGAAAACAAACAAGUCAGCACUUAAAACGAUUAAAAAAGUCUGGUUUAGGGCACUUGAAAUGGACCAAAGCUGAGGACAUUGACAUAGAAACCCCAGGAUCUAUUCUUGUCAACACUAACUUGAGGGCAUUAAUAAAUAAACAUACGUUUGCUUCCUUACCUCAGCAUUUUCAACAAUACCUCCUGCUUUUGCUCCCAGAAGUGGAUAGGCAGAUGGGAAGUGAUGGAGUUUUACGCCUCAGUACUUCAGCUCUAAAUAAUGAAUUCUUUGCAUAUGCAGCACAAGGGUGGAAACAGCGACUGGCAGAAGGAGAGUUUACCCCAGAAAUGCAGUUGCGGAUAAGGCAAGAAAUGGAGAAGGAAAAGAAAACAGAACCUUGGAAAGAAAAAUUCUUUGAGAGAUUUUAUGGAGAAAAACUGGGUAUGUCAAGAGAGGAAUCUGUGAAGCUCACUACUGGACCAAACAAUGCUGAAGCUCAAAGUAGUUCCUCAUGUGGAACUUCUGCUCUUCCAGUUUCUACACAGAUGCCCUUGACAGAACAACAGCCAAAAAGCAUGAAAAGCCCAGCUUCUCCAGAGUCUGGUUUCUGUGCUUCUCUUUGCCCUAUGGUAGAAAUUCCAGCUAAAGAUAUAAUGGCAGAAUCAGAGUCAGAGGAUAUCUUGAUCCCUGAAGAAUCUGUAAUUCAGGAGGAAAUUGCAGAAGAGGUAGAGACUAGUAUCUGUGAAUGCCAGGAUGAAAAUCAUAAGACAAUACCUGAAUUUUCUGAGGAGUCUGAAAGUCCAACCGAUUCUCAUGAAGAACCCCAAAUAGCACCUCCUGAAGAUAACUUGGAAUCCUGUGUUAUGAUGAAUGAUGUUUUAGAAACUUUGCCUCAUAUUGAAGUUAAGAUAGAAGAGAAGUCAGAAUUGCCCCAGGAAGAAAUGACAGUUGUCAUCGAUCAGUUAGAAGUCUGUGACUCUCUUGUUCCUCCCACUUUAUCUGUGACUCGUGUCAGUGACACAGAACAUAAGGAGUCAGAAACUGCAAUAGAGACCAGUACCCUCAAAAUAAAAACUGGGUCAUCUUCUCUAGAAGGCCAGUUUCCAAAUGAAGGAAUUGCUGUAGAUAUGGAGCUACAGAGUGAUCCUGAAGAACAGCUUUCAGAAAAUGCCUGCAUCUCUGAAACAUCCUUUUCUUCUGAGAGCCCAGAAGGAGCCUGUACCAGCCUGCCUUCCCCAGGAGGGGAAACACAGUCCACAUCAGAAGAAUCAUGUACUCCAGCCUCCCUUGAGACAACAUUUUGUUCUGAGGUGUCUAGCACUGAAAAUACAGACAAAUACAACCAGAGAAAUUCCAUUGAUGAAAACCUUCAUGCAUCUUUGAUGUCAGAAAUAUCUCCAAUAUCCACUUCACCUGAAAUAUCAGAAGCAUCUCUUAUGUCCAACUUACCAUUAACAUCGGAAGCAUCACCAGUAUCCAACUUACCUUUAACAUCAGAAAUGUCACCGAUGUCUGACUUACCUUUAACAUCAGAAACUUCUUCAGUGUCUUCCAUGCUUCUCACCUCUGAGACCACUUUUGUAUCCAGCUUGCCACUUCCUUCAGAAACAUCUCCAAUUUCCAAUUCUUCCAUGAAUGAGAGAAUGGCACAUCAGCAAAGAAAGUCACCUUCUGUAUCUGAAGAACCACUCUCCCCGCGGAAAGAUGAGUCUUCCACCACUGCUAAACCCCUGGGAGAGAACCUUACCUCCCAGCAGAAGACUCUAGCUAAUUCUCCUGAAGCCAUCAUAAUGAGUUCUUCUUCCAUUGCUCCUGAAGCAUUUCCAUCUGAAGAUUUGCACAGUAAGACCCUGAGCCAGCAAACAUGUAAAUCACAUCUUGACACUGAAAAGCCCUAUCCUGCUUCGAUUCCAGAACUUGCUUCUACUGAAAUGAUAAAAGUUAAAAAUCAUAGUGUCCUGCAAAGAACAGAAAAAAAAGUGUUAUCUUCACCAUUGGAAUUAUCUGUCUUUUCUGAAGAGACAGAGAAUAAGGGAAAUGAGCUUCCCUCUGCUAAAUUACAGGACAAGCAAUAUAUCUCAUCAGUGGAUAAGGCUUCACUUUCAGAAGGCUCUAGAAAUAAAACACAUAAGCAAGGGAGUACACAGAGUCGUUUAGAAACCUCACAUACUUCCAAGUCAUCAGAACCCUCCAAGUCACCUGAUGGGAUAAGAAAUGAAAGUAGAGAUUCAGAGAUAUCAAAGAGGAAAACUGCAGAGCAGCACAGCUUCGGAAUCUGUAAGGAAAAGAGAGCUAGGAUAGAAGACGAUCAGUCAACCCGGAACAUAUCAACUGGCAGCCCAGCUGAGAAAGAACAGCCUCCAAGAGAGGAACCACGGGUUCCCCCUCUCAAGAUCCAGCUUUCCAAAAUUGGGCCACCUUUUAUAAUCAAGAGCCAACCAGUCUCGAAACCUGAGUCUCGAACAUCCAGUAGCACUUCCAUCAGUGGCGGGAGGAACACAGGAGCCAGGACCCUCGCAGAUAUCAAGGCUCGGGCCCAACAAGCUCGGGCCCAGCGAGAGGCUGCCGCAGCCGCUGCUGUAGCGGCUGCAGCAAGCAUUGUCUCUGGAGCCAUGGGAAGCCCAGGAGAGAGUGGAAAGGCGAGAACCCUGGCACACAUCAAAGAGCAGACAAAGGCUAAGCUCUUUGCAAAACAUCAAGCUCGAGCCCAUCUCUUCCAGACCUCUAAAGAGACCCGGUUGCCUCCGCUCAGCUCAAAGGAAGGGCCUCCAAACUUAGAAGUCUCUUCUACCCCUGAAACAAAAAUGGAAGGUUCGACUGGUGUCAUUAUUGUCAAUCCAAACUGUAGAUCUCCUAGCAACAAGUCUGCACACCUCCGGGAGACCACCACUGUCCUACAGCAGUCUCUUAACCCAAGUAAACUUCCAGAAACUGCCACUGACUUAUGUGUGCAUAGUUCUGAUGAAAACAUACCUGUGUCACAUUUAUCUGAGAAAAUUGUUUCAUCUACCUCUUCUGAAAAUAGCAGUGUGCCCAUGCUUUUUAAUAAAAAUUCUGUCCCCGUAUCUGUUUGCAGCACUGCUAUGUCGGGAGCAAUUAAAGAACAUCCCUUUGUGAGUUCUGUUGAUAAAUCCUCUGUUCUAAUGUCUGUUGACAGUGCAAACACUACAAUUUCUGCUUGUAAUAUAAGCAUGUUAAAAACCAUCCAGGGAACUGACACUCCAUGCAUAGCCAUUAUACCAAAAUGUAUUGAAAGCACUCCCAUUUCAGCCACUACAGAGGGCUCCGGCAUAUCAAGCUCCAUGGAUGAUAAGCAGUUACUAAUAUCAAACAGCAGUGCUAGUAACUUAGUCUCCACUCAGUACACCUCUGUGCCAACUCCCUCCAUUGGAAACAAUUUGCCAAACCACCUCUCCAAUAGCUCUGUCUUGAUUCCCCCGACGGGAAUUAACAACAGAUUUCCUUCUGAGAAGAUAGCCGUACCUGGGAGUGAAGAACAGGCCACCGUAUCCAUGGGUACCACUGUGAGAGCAGCUCUCAGCUGCAAUGAUUCAGUCGCGGUCACAGACUCUCUGGUUGCACACCCAACCGUUGCAAUGUUUACUGGAAACAUGCUGACAAUAAACUCUUACGAUAGUCCGCCCAAGUUAAGUGCUGAAAGCUUGGACAAAAAUUCAGGGCCUCGAAACAGGGCAGACAAUUCUGCAAAACCUCAGCAACCACCAGGGGGCUUUGCACCAGCAGCCAUAAACCGAUCAAUUCCGUGUAAAGUCAUCGUUGACCACAGCACCACGCUGACCUCCAGUUUGUCUCUGACUGUCUCCGUUGAAAGCUCCGAAGCCAGCUUGGACCUGCAGGGCAGGCCGGUGAGAGCAGAGGCAUCUGUACAGCCCAUGGCGUGUCCUCAGGUGUCUGUGAUUAGCAGGCCUGAGCCAGUUGCCAAUGAAGGUGUAGAUCACAGUUCCACUUUCAUUGCUGCUUCGGCAGCAAAACAAGACUGUAAAACAUUGCAGGCCACCUGCACAAGUCUCCGAGAAUUACCCCUUGUUCCAGAUAAAUUAAAUGAGCCGACUGCUCCCAGUCAUAACUUUGCUGAGCAGGCACGUGGCCCAGCUACUUUCAAAAGUGAAGCAGACACAACUUGUAGCAGUCAGUAUAACCCAAGUAACCGAAUUUGCUGGAGUGACGAUGGGAUGAGGAGCACAGGACAGCCUCUCGUUACUCAUUCAGGUUCAAGUAAACCGAAAGAGUACCUAGAACAAAGCUGUCCAAAGGCUAUCAAAACUGAACAUGCCAGCUACUUGAAUGUGUCAGAACUUCAUCCCAGAAAUCUCAUAACAAAUGUUGCUCUUCCUGUGAAAUCUGAACUCCACGAAGCGGACAAGGGCUUUAGAAUGGACACUGAAGACUUCCCUGGCCCCGAGCUGCCUCCUCCGACUGCAGAGGUAGCCUCUAGUGUACAACAAACACAGAACGUGAAAGCUUCCACUUCAAGUCCCAUGGAAGAGGCUGCUUCCUUGGCUACUGACACACUGAAAAGAGUCCCUGGUGCAGGGAAUUCAAGCUGUCGUCUGUCCUCUGUGGAGGCUAACAAUCCACUGGUGACGCAGUUACUACAGGGCAACCUGCCUUUGGAAAAAGUGCUGCCACAGCCCAGAUUGGGAGCCAAGCUCGAGAUCAACAGGCUUCCAUUGCCUCUUCAAACUACCUCAGUGGGUAAACCAGCGCCAGAGAGAAACGUUGAAAUUCCGCCCAGAUCUCCAAAUCCAGAUGGUAAGAGCUACUUGGCAGGGACUGCUGCACCACUCCAAAUUAGAAAGCGAGAAAACCACCCCAAGAAGAGAGUAGCUAGGACUGUAGGAGAGCACACUCAAGUUAAAUGUGAACCAGGAAAAUUGUUGGUGGAGCCAGAUGUGAAAGGGGUGCCUUGUGUCAUCAAUUCUGGCAUGAGUCAGCUAGGACACAGCCAGCCAUUUAAGCAAGAAUGGCUAAACAAGCACUCCAUGCAGAACAGAAUUGUUCACAGCCCUGAGGUCAAACAGCAAAAGCGGCUGCUCCCAUCGUGUAACUUCCAGCAGAACCUAUUUCAUGUUGACAAGAAUGGCAGCUUCCACCCUGACACUGGUACCUCACACAGACAGCAGUUUUACCAAAUGCCUAUGGCUGCGAGGGGCCCCGUUGCUACUGCAGCUCUAUUACAGGCCUCUUCCAAGACCCCAGUGGGAUGUAAUGCAUUUGCCUUCAACAGGCAUCUUGAACAGAAGGGAUUGGGAGAGGUUAGUCUUUCCUCAGCACCUCACCAGCUAAGGUUAGCCAACAUGUUAUCCCCCAAUAUGCCCAUGAAAGAAGGCGAUGAGGUGGGAGGCACUGCACACGCAAUGCCAAACAAAGCACUUGUACAUCCACCACCGCCACCGCCUCCCCCUCCCCCUCCCCCUCCACCCUUGGCUUUGCCCCCGCCUCCCCCUCCACCACCUCCACUACCUCCACCUCUCCCUAAUGCAGAAGUCCCAUCCGAUCAAAAACAACCUCCAGUUACCAUGGAAACCACUAAGAGACUUAGUUGGCCACAGUCCACGGGCAUAUGUAGCAAUAUAAAAUCGGAACCUCUUUCUUUUGAGGAAGGUUUAAGCAGCAGCUGUGAACUGGGCAUGAAACAAGUUUCCUAUGACCAGAAUGAAAUGAAAGAACAGUUAAAAGCAUUCGCGCUAAAAAAUGCAGAUUUCUCUUCCUAUUUGCUUUCUGAGCCACAAAAGCCUUUUACCCAAUUAGCUACUCAGAAAAUGCAGGUGCAGCAACAACAGCAGCUCUGUGGAAAUUAUCCAACAAUACACUUUGGUAGCACGAGUUUCAAAAGGGCAGCAUCUGCAAUUGAAAAGUCCAUUGGGAUUUUGGGAAGUGGCUCCAAUCCUGCCACGGGCCUGCCCAGUCAGAACGCUCAGAUGCCCGUUCAGAACUUUGCCGACAGCAGCAAUGCAGAUGAGUUGGAACUGAAAUGCUCUUGCCGGCUGAAAGCCAUGAUUGUGUGCAAAGGCUGUGGGGCCUUCUGCCAUGACGACUGCAUAGGCCCUUCAAAACUCUGUGUAGCAUGCCUGGUUGUACGAUAAGAGCUGAGUGAAAGAUGCAGUAUCCCUUUUCCACGUGGAAAAGCCAGAUAGCAUCAGCAGCAACAAACUGAAUAAUGCAGUGGUUUCUAUCAUGCUAAUUUAUUUUGCUUUGGAACAGGUCUCUUUUUUCUGUGGCAUUGUUUUCUUGCGUUUCUCAUAAAGGGGAGGAUGCAUCCCAACUGAAUGGCUCAGUGGCAUGUCUUUUACUUGUUCAGUUGCCAUUCUGAGCUUCAGAAAGUUUCUGUCCAUGUGUAUACAAGUCAAUGCCCCAUCUUUGUUUUUCUUUUAACCCAGCUGUAGAUAGGAAAAUGACAUUUUUAAUUACUUAACAACCAGAAAUGCAGAUGUGUAGAGAGAAUGAGAGGAAUGAUUUAAGGUGGGUUCUGCAUUUUUCUGCAGAUGACCCAUUACAGCGAGGAAUUAUACACUUGACUUUUCUGGACCUAGCUUUACCACAGUGAUUAAAUCCUAUUUAGAAAGGGGAAUCUGAUUUAAAUGUGUGAUUCCUUGUAUUUACUCCUAUCAAAAGAUGUAUUAAAGGAGGUAUGCCAUUAAUGAAAUCCACUGUCCUGAUUAUUAUCUUCCCUCCUGUUUUACUCUUUCCCAGAAACUAUGGCAGAAUAUCUGUACCUGCCUUGGAUUUUGUACACAUAUUGUAGUGAAAUGUGUCCUACAUGUGAAAUUGCAGCAUGGGACUCAUGCCCAGCAAUGUGGUUCUAGCCCUUUGACACCUGAUCAUAUGAGAUCAAUUGGCCAGCCAAUAGCCAUAGGCCCAGAGGAUUUUAGCACUUCCUGUAUGACUUUAAAGAGCAAGUUUGAAAAAAAAAAAAAAAAGCCCUGAAAUUCAAAGCAAGGAAAUAAGAUGCUGUUUAUGCACACACAAAUGGGUUGAUAAUGUAAAUAUCCUAUUCAUGCUAAUGAAUUACUAGAUAUUAAAGUGGGGGGGGGAAUUAUUGUAGCCCUUUAUUGAUGACACCCAUGCAUUCUGGCUUCAGACCUUGCAAAGGUUGGCCAUCUCUUUUCAAAAGGGUCAUUGAUGAUAAAAGGGACUACCCAAGGGUAAAGCGUCAACAUUUUACAGAACAAUUGUUUUUCUUAUUAUUUACAGCCUAUAUAAUUGAACUCUGAAAUAACCCUCAUUUUGAAAAAAAAAAAUGUUCUACGUGUAGCGUGUUCCCCCCCCCCACCCCCUCAGGUGUAUUCAGUACAUUCUUCAUAUUGGGGGAACUGCUUUUGAAAAAGGGAUACUGCAUCUUAAAAUUAUCUUCAGUGUGCAUCCAGUAACGUCUGAGUGUCGAGUAUUUGAGCUACAUUCCAUAUGCUUUGGCCACCCUCAUAGCGGAGGACAGCCGUAGUUCAGGAGGCUCUGUUCCCAAAAGCAAGUUCAAAAGCACAUGCACAUUGUGGGAAGAUGAAAGAAAACAAAAACCAACCACGCCCACUUAACUUCAGAUUUCAGAGCACAAAGUUUGGAGUGCCAUUAACCCGUUGAUUGAUUGUGGCUGUAGAAUAUAAAAAGCAAACGUGGGGAGGGGGCGGGGAAUCAUCCGUAUCCAGGGUACGAAUGACUGAUAUUUUCACAUGGGAUUAUCCUAAUCACUGUAAACUUUUCGACAUUCCCGUAAAACACGUCUUAAAAGUUGACUGGAAUGAGCAGAAAUUACAUUCCUAAAAACAAGAACACUUCUGAUUUUUUUAUAAUAACUACAUGAGAUUUUUUUUCUCCGUAUUUAUUGUGAUGUUGCCAAAUUUCUUUAGGUGAUAGAGACAUCAUUUGGAAUAACAAGUUGCUGGUAGUGAAAGGUACUUUAUCUUAGAAAGAAAGAAAGAAAGGCGUGCCGCUGUAGACAUGAUUUUGGUGCUUCAAUACUGUCAUUUCUGUUUUUCACGGUAAAAUUGGCAAAACUAAUGACUGAGAAAGUUAGCAAUGCGCUUAACCAGCCUUUCCCGAGGAAUGCAGCGUAAGUUCCAGUGGAUCCUUAGUUUUCUCUUCACUGCACGCCGGGUUAUAUUGGGGUGGCUUCCUUAUAAGCGGUGUCUUUAUUGUCUGCUUGGCUCUAAUAUCAUCCUGAUUUUGAAGAUCAUGCUCUUAGUCUCACAGUGGGGCACCUCUAUAACAUAGACGCUUGCAUGCCAACUCCUUCCAAAUUCAGUCACUGCUAUACCAGUGUCAGAUACUGUCUACACCAGCAGAUUGAAACCCAUCACAUCAGUAACUGACAUGGUGUUGAAAGAAACUCCAGUCUACGGAAACUUUGCACUCGGUAUGUGAGGUACAAUUGAGGCUGCUGAGAUUCUGAGCUUAUGAUCAGUUCCUUCAUUGGUGAAUACUGCUUGCAAGUUGCUUACUGAGAAUAAGGAAAAGUGUCCUUCUGUAUGUUUUGAUUUUUCACAUAACAGCCUUGGAAAAUCAGUUGCUGAUAGUGCAUGGAUUCUCUCAUCCAGGUCCGAUUAGCAUCAUUUUUCUGUGCCCUUGCUCUUUUUUGCUCCAAUUCAAAUACCUAGUGUUCUCAUAUGGCUUAUAUUACUGAAAAAUUAAUAUCUUUAAGCUAAAAUAUAAGGGAAAGGAAGAGAAAUUUAGAUGUAAAAUGUGGGUCAGAUAUUUUAUAAGUGUUCAUUUAAUAUAUAUAUAUAUACACAAAAGCCAGUAUAUUUGAAUUGAGUGAGUAGGUUCUUAGUUUUCUGAUUUCUACAUAUGUCUGCUGUGUGCAAAUGGAGUAUGUUAUUUACUACAUGGUUAUUGUGGUGUGGCGUGCAAAUGUUAGCAUGUGCAUUAUCCUGAUUACUGGACACAAUUUUUUUCUUACCAGGAAUAGAACUUGCACAUGUACCAUGCAAUUUUUUUUUAAAUCACAAAGGAUGUCUUUCCCUAAGUAGCACUUUUGGAGCAGGGGGAGGAAGAAAACUGCUAUUUCCUAAUCCUCCUCCUAUAAGAUAUGCAUAUGCCUGAGGUGUAUAAAGACAUUUAGGUUAGUUAAUGGGCAUGUUAAUAAGAGCAUUCUGAUGCAAAUUCCUUUUCAAAAUGAAAAUAUUUUUUUCUUCCCCAAAGUGAGAAUAGCAGAAAUUUUGGUGAACUGAGCACCAUAGUUAUAUAAUAUUUCCCUGCGAAGGUCUAGUUUGAAGAAAAAAACUUGAAAACAAACCUAUGAGGUUGAGCCUGGUUGCUAUGAAGACUUUGGGGUGGUAUGUGUUUCUGGGAUGACCUAUAGAAGGUUUAGUUGACUGCUGGACCUUGGAUAUUCUUACUCAGUUCAAAGUAAACACACAAAAAUGAGCUGGUGCAUAUGGUGCUUUAUAAUGCAGUCAAGGGUAAGAAUACCUAUUGCUGUAGCCCCAUUUCCUUUACAAACCCUCACACAAUUUUUCAAAAGUGGAAGUUACCGUGGCCUCUGGUUUCCCAGUUCUUCCAUGGUAUAGUGAAGUCCCAGGUUUUAGAAGCUGAAGCCAAGCAUAGGGUUAUAUCGUCUGUAUGGUGGUGAAGCCCAGCACAGUGGUAGCUGCCUAGCAGGAAUGACCCGCUCUGAGCAUGCAGAGCCCAGAGUCACUGUCCAUCUGUGUUCCCAGAGAACAAUUGUGAAGAGUCCUAGAACAGGAACUCAUCAGACUGUCAGGGGCCUAUGUAGCCAAAAUGUUACUGAAUAUAAAAUUCCUGUCGUCUUCAGUCUUCAUGCUUUGUCACUGUAAAGCGAACAAAAAGCAUUUUUACUAUAAUUUAAAGGAGCUGCUUUUUUAUAGCACAUACUAUUUCGCUUUGUACUAUAUUUGAUAGUUGCAGAAUAGACUGUAGAAAAACUUUGUUGUAUUUGUACUGUUCUUGAAUGUUUCAAAGAAAGUGCUUUACUUGGUUGCCAUAAUUUUCUUGUACUGCUGUAUUCCCCCACCCCUGCUUCAUGGAAACCUGAUAUGAUACAUAUUUUCAGUAGUUGUUUUUUUUUUUUUUAAAUGUGUGUUCGUUUGUAAUUUUUUUUUUUUUUUGGUCAGUAUUCUGAAUGUUUACAUCUGUUUGACAUUAGCCAUUUAAUGCCUUUUUUAAAGGCGAUAUUACUCCUACAGUGUAACAGCAAAAUGUGAAAUCAACCCAAACAUAACAUGCAUGACAAACACAGACUGGGGGCGAAGGCCCCGAACCUACAUAGACAUUUUAUAUCAACAUGCAGAAAAGUAAAAUCCUCCUUCAGUCCUCUACCAAAGAAUAUAUUAUUCCCACAGGAAAAACUCAGAAAAGGUGUGUAAAAUCCUCAGAAGGGGGAGCAGUUGAUUCAGUAAGACUGCAACAAUUUAAUACUGUUACGCUUGCUUUGAUACCUGACUAAAUGUGACUGACUGCAACAAGCAUUUAAAAAAAUGUUUAGACAGUGUUUUGUUUAGAAUUCAGGGAUCAUGCAUUCUUUAAUGGUGCUGUUUGUUUUUUUAUUUCUUUUCUACAAAGAAAACAAGUGUUGCCUACAAAAGUGACUGCUCACAAUACCAUAAGUUAAAUGAAAUGAAAUGUUUGUCUCUUCAUGUUUCUCUGUCUUUCCCUUUCUCAAAGUAACUUGGGUUUCAAUAUUAAGAUAUUCUGGAGAAAAUAAAGAAAUUAAACAUGAAA
Saimiri boliviensis boliviensis (Bolivian squirrel monkey) is the source of this 11772-nucleotide messenger RNA. It is a transcript of the gene ASXL3, whose product is annotated as ASXL transcriptional regulator 3. The record is from RefSeq and is a predicted model, not a curated record. NCBI's taxonomy places the organism in Eukaryota, Metazoa, Chordata, Mammalia, Primates, Cebidae. Gene Ontology annotation, molecular function: peroxisome proliferator activated receptor binding; chromatin binding; DNA binding. Gene Ontology annotation, biological process: positive regulation of transcription by RNA polymerase II; animal organ morphogenesis. Gene Ontology annotation, cellular component: PR-DUB complex.